AUGGAAGAAGACGCGCCUUCAGUAAGUACGAGUGACGAAAAGCCUAAAGAAGGUGAUUCUUCUGCCACAGGUGACCCUUCUGAAGGUAAAGCUGAAGAGAAGAAGCCUAUAGACGGCGAAAGUGAGAACAAGGAACCUGAACAGUCUGAAUUUAAGAAACCUAUAUUGGCUAAGAAAAGAACAGCCGACGAUGCUGUCGAAGGGCCGGAUAUCAAAAAGCCAAACGAACGUAAACUAAAGUUUGAAUCAACAUAUCUGAGGUCUAUACCGUCAGCGAGUCAGUAUGAAAAGUCUUUUAUGCAUCGUGAUAUCAUAACUGAUGUGAUUGCCACGGAGACUGACUUUAUCAUAACGGCCAGCUGUGAUGGUCAUUUGAAGUUUUGGAAGAAAAAAUAUGCUGAAGGAAUCGAAUUCGUAAAGCAUUUCCGUUGUCAUUUAGCUGCAUUCUCUCACUUAUGUACCAACUUUAAUGGCACCUUAUUAGCUACGGUAUGUCAACAGGAUAAGAAUGUGAAGGUUUUCGAUGUGGAAAACUUCGAUAUGAUCAAUAUCCUGAAAUUUGAUUUCGCUCCCAGAAGGGCUUGUUGGGUACACCAAGGGGCUGAUGCGGUCAACUAUCUUGCCGUGUGUGAUAGUGCUUCUGGUAAAAUAGUUAUUGUUGAUGGUAAAGGGACAAGCGCAGCUCUGCAUACACUGGAAAAACACCACUACGCACCUGUUCGGCAAAUCGAGUACAACCAUGCGAGGGACAUCGUAAUCUCCAUAGAUGAUACUGGAAUGAUAGAGUACUGGUCCGGAGCAAAACGAGAAUUCAAGUUUGCUGAAAAUGUAAAGUUCAAAUAUAAGACAGAAACAGAUCUGUAUGAGUUCAUGAAGGCUAAAACUGUACCUGUUUCUUUGGCUAUCAAUCACAAAGGCACAAUGUUUGCUACAUAUGGUGAAGAUCGGCGGAUACGAAUUUUCUCCUUACCUACAGGGAAAUUGCUAAAAACAAUCGAUGAAACGUUAUCCAAAUACCAGACAGAAUCUAAGGAACAACGAUCUUAUGGUUUACAAAACAUGGAAUGGAAUCGGCGUGUUGCCCUAGAAAAGGAAAUGGAUAAAGAUCGUGCAAAUGCUUUCAAGAACAUCAAGUUAUGCUGGGAUUAUUCCGGAUAUUUUGUGUUGUACCCCUCUCCAGUUGGGAUCAAGGUUUAUAAUGUAUACACUGAUUGCGUUGUUCGUGAAAUCGGAAAAGAAGAGACCAUGCGAUUCGUAGCUGUUUCACUUUGCAGAUCUGUGCCUGAUCUUCGAGCCCGGUUACAGGGAGCCGCAGUAACGAUUGAAACCGAAGCGGCUGAUAACCCAAAUCUAAAUAGAAUUGCUGAUCCCGAUCCAAUCAUGGUAUGCUGUGCCUUGAAAAAGAAUCGUUUCUACUUGUUCACGAAUACGGAACCCUAUUCAACCGACGAGUCCGACGAGUCGGCUACUAGUCGAGAUAUAUUUAAUGAAAAACCACGAAAGGAAGACCAGUUGACUGCUGUUGAGCAAGAAGGUGAUGUUGUACACGUCACUGAAGAAGCUGUAAUUCAUACAACUCUGGGUGAUAUUCGAAUUCGCCUAUUUCCCAACGAAUGCCCUCGAACUGUGGAGAAUUUCAGCACACAUGCAAGAAGAGGAUAUUAUAAUGGUUUAACGUUCCAUAGAGUGAUUAAAUCGUUUAUGAUACAGACUGGCGAUCCAACUGGAAAAGGUACAGGAGGACAGUCAAUAUGGGGAACAGACUUUGAGGACGAGUUUCACCCACGACUACGACAUGACAAACCUUUUAAGGUGUCCAUGGCAAACGCCGGUCCAAAUUCAAAUGGGUCUCAAUUUUUCAUCACAGUAUGCCCGGCGGAAUGGUUAGAUGGCAAGAACACCAUAUUUGGAGAGGUGAUUGAAGGAAUGAACGUGGUGCAAAAAAUCAAUCAAGUGCCAACAUUCGAAAAAAGUGGUCGACCACGAUCAGAGAUUUCUAUAAUGUCGAUUACUUUAAAGUAG
Messenger RNA from Haemonchus placei, 2022 nucleotides. The record is from the annotation of a GenBank genome assembly. Lineage: Eukaryota; Metazoa; Nematoda; Chromadorea; Rhabditida; Trichostrongylidae.